Messenger RNA from Trematomus bernacchii (emerald rockcod), 1148 nucleotides. RefSeq names its product putative nuclease HARBI1. The record is from RefSeq and is a predicted model, not a curated record. The coding region runs from base 1 to 1137 and encodes 378 amino acids. The transcript has 4 exons. Lineage: Eukaryota; Metazoa; Chordata; Actinopteri; Perciformes; Nototheniidae.
AUGUAUCGUACGGUACUGGCGUUAUCAGCAAUUGGAUUGUUGCUUGCCGCUGCAGAGAUUAAGAAGCGGAAGCGAAAAAUCAGGAGAAACCGCACUAAAUGGUUUCACAUGUUGAAGGAACUCAUCACUCCACUCAUCCAGAGGCAAAACACAAAUUACCGGGAUUGUAUCUCCGUGGGGGAACGUCUGAUGGUUACGCUGCGUUUUUUGGCAACAGGGGAAAGCUUCAAGAGCCUUUCCUACCAGUUCCGAAUGGGAGUGUCAACGAUACGGCAAUUCGUUCCUGAGACCUGUACAGCCAUCUACGAGGUUUUAAAAGAGAAAUACCUGAAGUGCCCAGACACAGUGGAAGAGUGGCAGCAAGUAGCUGAUGGAUUCCAGGCUCAGUGGAACUUCCCAAACUGCCUAGGUGCCCUGGAUGGGAAACACAUCAACAUCCGCCCCCCUCCAGGAACUGGAUCAACAUACUACAACUACAAACAUACAUUUUCCAUAGUGCUAAUGGCACUGGUCGACAGCAACUACAAGUUCUUGUAUGUAGAUGUAGGUUGUAAUGGGAGGAUUUCAGAUGGUGGUGUGUUUGGUGGUUGCUCACUGCAGGAUGCCCUGGAGAAUAGGACAGCCAACAUCCCUGCACCUGCACCACUUCCUGCUUCUGACCAGGCGGUUUGUUACUCCAUUGUGGCAGAUGAGGCAUUUCCCCUGAAGGAGCUCCUGAUGAAGCCCUAUCCGAACCGCAGGCUAGCUGUAGAGCAACGCAUCUUCAACUACAGGCUGUCGCGGGCUCGGAGGGUGGUAGAAAAUGCCUUUGGCAUCCAAGCUAACCGUUUUCGGGUCUUUCUCACCACCAUAAACAUUCAAGACACUGCCAAAGUGGAGGCCAUUGUUUUGGCUUGCUGUGGUCUGCACAACUUCCUGCUCACAGAGAACUGUAGCGCAUACAUGGCGGGAGUUGUUGACCAGGAAGGACCCGAUCAUGGCACUGUCCCAGGAAGAUGGAGACAAGACCCUGAACUAUGGCAGGCCACCCUGCCACACACCACCAAUAAUCCAGCUCGAGCCAAGCAGCACAGGGAUGAACUAUGCCAAUAUUUUAACGGUGUCGGUGCAGUGCCUUUUCAGUGGGAUAAGAUAUAGCAAAUAUGUCU